ACCUAAAUGAUCUGUCCUAAUCAUGCAGCCAUGCGGGCAUCAGCUGCUGUCUGAAACACUGAACUCUGAUACCAUCCCCCCAAAAAAGGUGAGAGAACAAAUGGAGCCAUCCACUGAUCCAAAACAAAUCAGGUCCUUUUCCGCUCUAACCACGAGCCCCCAGCGUGAGAUUCUUCCCGUUUUCUCACUCCCGGCCCCACUUGCACACGCACGCCUCGUCUUGCCCGGGCAGUGGCCUUUACCUUGCCCUGCACCCAAGCAAACACAGCAGCUCACCUAUCUGUUUCUCUUACCUUACCUUUACCCAUCUAUCUAUCCAUCCAUCUUGCACCCCCAUGCAUUCGUCCAUAUGAUCAGGACAUGGCAGCAUCGCCUUCGCUCCUGGACCUCAUGAGCCUCUCUCCUAUUCCUCCUCCUGAUGCCUCGUCGCCGGUGUCGGCUGGUGCCACGGUGCAGGUGGUGCCGAGGGACGUCUCCGAGGAGCUCCUGGGCAAGUUCAUGGACACCAGCGAGUUCGGCUUUGACUAUGACAGGAGCGGCCUCUGGUCGCCGCUGGUGCCGCGGCCACUCGCCUUCGCCCCGGCGAAGCCCCGGCGCCGGAGCUGGAGGAGGAAGGUUGGUAAUAUGUUUUGCUGCUGGUGACAUGCAAGCAUCGGUGUUCUGGGCAAGUGAGCUCAGGGAUUCUUCUGCAGUUUAGUCAGGGAAAGCUUAAGUCUGCCGCUGUGAUUAUGGAAAUAGAGAGAUUUCACUUUGCCCAGUUGAGGGAAUGUAAACAUAAGCUGGGCAUGUAUGUGUAUGUAGUUCAUGUGUUCAAUGAUGUACAGUUUGGUCAAGAACUCAAGAUACUAAACAUACGAAUGUACUCUUGUGACUAAAUUCUUUUCUUCUGGAAGGAGGUGUGAGUAACUUAUGUAAUUUGGCUGAUAUGUUUUCAAAUUCCUACCUAAUUUCCUGUCUUUA
Messenger RNA from Brachypodium distachyon (stiff brome), 960 nucleotides. RefSeq lists its product as uncharacterized. The transcript is spliced from 2 exons. The record is from RefSeq and is a predicted model, not a curated record. NCBI's taxonomy places the organism in Eukaryota, Viridiplantae, Streptophyta, Magnoliopsida, Poales, Poaceae. Bases 361 to 642 code for a protein of 93 amino acids.